AUGCUGAACAGCUCAUCAUUAUCAAUUGAUCCGCUAGACAUCACUGCACCCGAUCCAGACACUCAUAUUCAUAACCCAAUGCUGGGCAAACUGGCUUGGUUUCAACCAUAUGACCCAUCGGCACCACCAAUUCACAUCGCAGAAGCAGCUUGUACAGCGUUUGCUACCCGACUGCGACAAGUCCUCAGCAAGGAUGCCAAAACAUCCCAUAUAACGCGGACCCAGUACACGUCUGAGGCAAUAUUAAUGAAACUACGCGACCCGGCGCUUCAAUGGCCCAGUUUGGUUCAAGCUCGUCUUCUUAUUCAAGUCGUUUUUAGUCAACUGAGCAGAGUCUAUCACUUGGUGCUUCGCAAAUCAACAAUGGAUGAACUAGAGGAUGCAUACAGGAAAGGUGAUUUCAGCAACCCGAUCUUGAAUUGUAAAUUCUUCGCAUUAUUUGCUCUUGGAGAGGUCUAUUCGGUACGAUCAAAUUCAAAUCCCGAGUGUGGCGUGCCCGGAGCUUCAUUCUAUGCCAAUGCGAUGAUGUUGAUUCCCAUCCUGCCGGAAAGACCGAGCCUUGCUCACAUCGAGUCUCUCCUGCUCUUGUCGUUGUAUUCUUAUUUCUUAAAUCGUCGCCACUCGGCAUUCCUCCUGAUCGGAAGUGCCAUGCGCCUGGGACUAACUCUUGGACUCCAUCACAAUAUUCCAGAAUGCCAGUGUCCUGACCCGAUAGAUCGACAACAUCGUAUUCGACUAUGGUGGACAAUCUAUGUCUAUGAUCGCAUUUAUAGUUCCAAGGCUGGCUGGCCUAACCAGCUUUCUGACGGUGACAUCAAUGUCGAGAUGCCAUCGACCGUGCCCGGUGAUGCCCACGAUGAACAAUUUUCAGACACGGAAUUUUUGAUCGCUAGUAUUGAACUAGCAGGAAUCACUGGCCAGGUGACGGAGAAAGUAUACAGUCGCAAGAAACAGCCAGACUCGUUUCUGCAGCGAGAGCAGAAAUUGUUAAUGGCACUGAAGCAGUGGUCUCAGGCUUUGCCACCACAUAUUCGACUUAUCCGUGAAUCCCGUGAUGGACCGCUGCCGAAAAACGUGAUCUCAUUACAUCUUCAGUUCAAUCAGUGUAUCAUCUUGGCCACGCGACCGAUUCUGCUCUAUACUCUUAUCCAAUCGAAGGACGCCAGUCAUGAUAAAUGUUCCGCUCCCUCCAACGCCCAGACUCUCAAAACUCUGAGUGAUGCAUGCAUUCACGCUGCAAGGAACACACACUCACUGAUCGUGGAUGAGUGGGCUAGCGGUAGCCUGCCGAUCUUCGGUUACUUUUAUGCGCAUUACAUAUUCUCAUGCGCGCUUAUAAUGGUAAUCUCCAGCCAAAUUUACAGCGACCAGUGCAAUGACUUUGCGCUGUUCGAGACUGCCUUUGAGAUCUUGCACGCCAUGAGCGACCAUGGAAAUCUAGCCGCCAGUGAAUUCUAUGAGAAUCUCCAAUGUGUGCGAGAAUGUCUUGACAAGGAGGAGUCGAGUCGCCACUCACUCCCUCUAGUCGAUCCCACUGACUCCCUCCCUGACCCAGCCGCACGGGGCUCGCAUGGCCUAUCAGGCCACCACGCUUUGCCCGAGAUCACGGUCCCUGGUAAUCUGACAGACGAGAUGGAAUUUCUAGGCGCCAGCAUGGAAGAAUUUCUGGCCCAACCAGAUGUAGAUUUUGGGCCACUGGACCCCUCGGGGGUGCCGAUCAAUGUGGCUGACGCGAUGUACUCGUGGCCUACAUUUUCCCUGUGGACUGCAUGA
Molecule: messenger RNA, 1773 nt
Organism: Penicillium verhagenii
Lineage: Eukaryota; Fungi; Ascomycota; Eurotiomycetes; Eurotiales; Aspergillaceae
Product: fungal specific transcription factor domain-containing protein
Exons: 3
Coding region: 1-1773 (590 amino acids)
Biological process (GO): positive regulation of transcription by RNA polymerase II; DNA-templated transcription
Cellular component (GO): nucleus
Molecular function (GO): zinc ion binding; sequence-specific DNA binding
Source: RefSeq, a predicted model, not a curated record